AUUGGUUCCAGCGAAUCGUGUAGUCAGCCUGCAGCUCCCAGCUGUCGCGCGCAGUCCACCAGUCCACACCGGAAACCAGUCCCCGUGAUGCGAUGGUCCUGGAAGAGAGAGAGAGAGAGAGAGAGAGAGAGAGCGCGCGCACGGUUUCCCAUCAGAGACCAGCCCUCGAAGGGUCACGUGGUCCACCGUGAUCCACCACGGCCGACGGGACAAAUCAAAAACGCCUCACGCGACCCGCGAGCAUCCUUCUCUUCUCCGCGCGGCCCGCAGACUGCAGCCGGCGUGUGCGUGCGUGCGCGUGCGUGUUGUUUUGCAGCAAGUCUGUGUUGUUUCUCAGCAAGUUCGUGUAGUUUCGCAGCCGGUGUCUGUUGCGCCGUGAAGUGAAACUCCGCCAUAUUCAGCCCACCACGCCCGGAGGAAGGACGCCGCUUCUCUCUUCUCAAGUUUGUUGCACGAACUUGAUUUCCUACAACCACGCGCGGAGAGAAACGAGGAGGAAUGACUCUGAGCUCCGUGGGGGCUUGCUGCCUCAGCCCGGAGGCCAAAGAGGCUCGCCGGAUCAACGAUGAGAUCGAGAGGCAGCUCCGCCGGGACAAGAAGGACUCCCGGCGGGAGUUCAAGCUCCUUUUGCUCGGAACCGGCGAAAGCGGGAAGAGCACGUUCAUCAAGCAGAUGAGGAUCAUCCACGGCCGCGGGUACUCCGACGAGGACAAGAGGGGCUUCACGCGGCUCGUCUACCAGAACAUCUUCACCGCCACGCAGGCCAUGAUCCAGGCCAUGAGCGCGUUGAACAUCCCCUACACGUACGAACAGAACAAGGAAAACGCCAGCAUCGUCCGAGGCGUCGACGUGGAGAGGGUCACGUCUUUAACCGGCGUUUACGUGGAUGCCAUCAAGUGUCUGUGGAGCGACCCGGGGAUCCAGGAGUGUUACCAUCGCAAGAGGGAGUACCAGCUGUCCGACUCGGCCAAAUACUACCUCAACGACUUGGGGCGGAUUGCCGAUCCGGCUUAUCUGCCGACGCAGCAGGACGUCCUGAGGGUCAGGGUGCCCACGACGGGGAUCAUCGAGUACCCCUUUGACCUCGAGGACGUGGUCUUCAGGAUGGUGGACGUGGGCGGCCAGCGGUCGGAGAGGAGGAAGUGGAUCCACUGUUUUGAGGAAGUCACUUCCAUCAUGUUCCUGGUGGCGCUCAGCGAGUACGAUCAGGUCCUCGUCGAGUCAGUCAACGAGAAUCGCAUGGAGGAAAGCAUGGCCUUGUUUCGUACAAUCAUAAACUACAAGUGGUUUGAGUCAUCCUCGGUCAUGUUAUUCCUCAACAAGAUCGACUUACUGGAAGAGAAGAUUAUGCACUCCCAUCUGGUAGACUACUUCCCCGAAUAUAAUGGUCCCCAGCAGGACGUCAAAGCAGGAAAAGAGUUCAUCUUGAAGAUGUUCGUCGCUCUCAAUCCGUACCCGAAGAAGCGCACCUACUCCCACUUCACCUGCGCCACGGACACGGACAACAUCCGCUUCGUGUUCCAAGCCGUGAAGGACCACAUCUUGCAGAUCAACCUGGAGGUCUACAACUUGGUUUAGAGCACCGCUGCGGUUUCGGGCCGGGCUUCGUGCGGCCCGGCGGGUCCGGAGAGAGAGAGCGCUGCUGAGACACUAUGGUCCACGGGCAGGGAAUCGAGAAGCUACGGAGCUCGCCGCCAAAUGACUGUACUACUGAUGUAUUUCAAAUUUCCCUGUGAGGCUCCCUGCUGAAAACGGAUGUCUCGGGCCAUAAUGAAGUGCGUCCUGCCAAUUAAAGCGCUGCCUAAAGAGAGGAGUCUAUUACAGCAUGCACUCUGGAAUUUAUGGAGCUCUUAAGGUUUUUUGAGCAGUAUCGGUACAAAUGCACAUGGAUGAAUUAAGAGGGGAAGGUGGGGGGGGUUCAGUGGCCCCAGAAGCCUCCGAGGACUUGUAAUGCACCCGAGUUUCUCCUUCAGGGAAUCUGUGGAAAGUGAAUGUAUCACUAACCCCAGCUGUUAAUAAUAGGGCUUUGUUUUUGUUUUAUUUCACUUUUUUUUUUUUAUACGUCAAACUGUUUUAAAUACUCUAAACACUUAUUUUGUGUCUUGGCUUGAAGGCAAACCAGUAACAAUUAACACUAAAAACACAACACACAUGACGUUAUUCCAUAGCUAUUUGUGCUGAUGUAUCGUUGGUGUGCACCUCACUUAGUUUGUUAAAAUAAUAAUAACCACCUCAUGUUAAGUUUUAUUAGAACUUACACAUUUGUCUUUGAUGGCAUUAUUCAGUCCUAAACCACUCUUUGCCAGCACAGCAUUAAUGUGCACUCGUAAGUAUUUUAACCACAAGUCUUUUCUUUUGUUUUAAGCUGCAGGAUCAAAGAUUCAUGCCGUUCAGGCGCUAUGUGAGUAGUCUGUUUUGCUUUGAAACCAUUUGCUGUAAUAUCUGUAGAGCUUUUUUUGCCAUUUAAAAAAAAAAAAAAUCUGUCUGCAUAUUGUAAAUAUCACGCGGUGAAACAGUUUUCACCUUUGGUUCGCAUCAAGGUCCGUGUGGAGAGGCAAAUCCCCAGAGAGAACUGUUAUGUUAAAUUUUCUCUGAGGCAUUAAACUAGUUCACAUUUGAUCUUGUUUUUUUUUGUUGUUUUUUUUGAUGCUGUUCGAGGGUCCUCAAAUGCAUGACUAAAAAAGCUAAUGAGAGCUAAUCCACGGCACGAAUGUUUACACGACCCCUUUCUUCUCGUCAGAAAUAAUCACAGCCUAAUUUAAGCAGUUUAAUUUAUGGUUCGCUUUCACUGUCACUGCGAUAUCUUAAUGCGGCCUUAGUGUUGUUAAUGUGCUUGGGUAAAUAAACAGACAUUUUGCUGCUCC
Pungitius pungitius (ninespine stickleback) is the source of this 2864-nucleotide messenger RNA. Its product is annotated as guanine nucleotide-binding protein G(q) subunit alpha-like. Gene Ontology annotation, biological process: action potential; adenylate cyclase-modulating G protein-coupled receptor signaling pathway; phospholipase C-activating dopamine receptor signaling pathway. The transcript is spliced from 8 exons. The coding region runs from base 499 to 1578 and encodes 359 amino acids. Gene Ontology annotation, cellular component: heterotrimeric G-protein complex. Gene Ontology annotation, molecular function: G-protein beta/gamma-subunit complex binding; guanyl nucleotide binding; GTPase activity. The record is from RefSeq and is a predicted model, not a curated record. NCBI's taxonomy places the organism in Eukaryota, Metazoa, Chordata, Actinopteri, Perciformes, Gasterosteidae.